AUGUCAAAAUAUUUGUGCCUCAGCACAAGGGCGGUGCAUAUUGAGGUGGUCUCCGACUACACCGCGGAAGCAUUCCUGGCAGCAUUGCGGCGGCUCACGGCUCGGCGGGGUCUCUGUCGCUCCCUUCACAAUGACUGCGGCACCAACUUUGUCGGCGCCGACGCGCAGCUCCGAGCGUUUUUCGCCGCCAGCAACCCGGAACAGCGCCACAUCGCCGAUCAGCUGGCCAGCGACCGGAUUCAAUUAUGCUUUAACCCCCCGGCAGCACCUCAUUUCGGCGGUCUUUGGGAGGCAGCGGUGAAGUCGCUCAAGCACCAUCUCCGCAGAGUGCUGGGCGAGACGACUCUAACAUAUGAGGAGAUGAGCACCCUCCUCACGCAAAUCGAGGCUUGCCUGAACUCUCGGCCUCUCCAGGCACUAUCUGAUGACCCGGACGAUCUGGCGGCCCUGACACCGGGGCACUUCCUAGUGGGAUCGGCCCUCAACGCGCUUCCCGAGCCAAGCCUCCUGGAGACACCAAUUGGCCGCUUGUCCAGAUGGCAGCAACUCCAGAGGAUGCGCGAUCACUUCUGGGCCCGGUGGUCCUAG
This is a messenger RNA of Formica exsecta, 588 nucleotides long. RefSeq lists its product as uncharacterized. Gene Ontology annotation, biological process: DNA integration. The coding region runs from base 1 to 588 and encodes 195 amino acids. Lineage: Eukaryota; Metazoa; Arthropoda; Insecta; Hymenoptera; Formicidae. The transcript has a single exon. The record is from RefSeq and is a predicted model, not a curated record. Gene Ontology annotation, molecular function: nucleic acid binding.